GGGGCCGGCCCGUGGAGGAGGAGAGCGGCGAGGAGGCGGCGCUGGUAGCGCGCGGCGGCGGCGGCGCGGAGAGCUCGGACCAGGAGCCCCGAGAUCUGCUGGGCAGCGGGAGACAAGAAGCCGCAGGAACUGCAAGCUCUGCCAGCUUGGGCCGAGACUAGAGACACCGGCCUGGCUGGUCCACGCCAGCCGCAGACGGUGGCUGAGCAUGGAGCUGUCCCCCCGCAACGCUUCAGAGAUGCUAGAAUCGGAUUGUCCGUCACCACUGGAGCUGAAGUCAGCCCCUAGCAAGAAAAUGUGGAUUAAGCUUCGGUCUCUGCUGCGCUACAUGGUGAAGCAGUUGGAGAAUGGAGAGGUAAACAUUGAGGAGCUGAAGAAAAACCUGGAGUACACAGCUUCCCUGCUGGAGGCCGUCUACAUCGAUGAGACACGGCAAAUCUUGGACACAGAGGAUGAGCUCCAGGAGCUGCGAUCAGAUGCCGUGCCUUCAGAGGUGCGGGACUGGCUGGCCUCCACUUUCACCCAGCAAACUCGAGCCAAAGGCCGCCGAGCAGAGGAGAAGCCCAAGUUCCGAAGCAUCGUGCAUGCUGUGCAGGCCGGGAUCUUUGUGGAACGGAUGUUCCGGAGAACGUAUACCUCUGUCGGCCCCACCUAUUCCACUGCAGUCCACAACUGUCUGAAGAACCUGGAUCUCUGGUGCUUUGAUGUCUUUUCCUUGAACCGGGCAGCAGAUGACCAUGCCCUGAAGACCAUUGUUUUUGAGUUGCUGACUCGACAUAACCUCAUCAGCCGAUUCAAGAUUCCCACUGUUUUUUUGAUGUCAUUACUGGAGGCUUUGGAGACAGGCUAUGGGAAGUAUAAGAAUCCUUACCACAACCAGAUCCACGCAGCUGAUGUUACCCAGACAGUCCAUUGCUUCCUGCUCCGCACAGGGAUGGUGCACUGCCUGUCGGAGAUUGAGGUCUUGGCCAUCAUCUUUGCUGCAGCCAUCCAUGACUAUGAGCACACAGGCACUACCAACAGCUUCCACAUCCAGACCAAGUCAGAAUGUGCCAUCCUGUACAACGACCGUUCUGUGCUGGAAAAUCACCACAUUAGCUCUGUUUUCCGGAUGAUGCAGGAUGAUGAGAUGAACAUUUUCAUCAACCUCACUAAGGAUGAGUUUGUAGAGCUGCGGGCAUUGGUCAUUGAGAUGGUAUUGGCCACAGACAUGUCCUGCCAUUUCCAGCAAGUGAAGUCCAUGAAGACAGCCUUGCAGCAGCUAGAGAGGAUUGACAAGUCCAAGGCCCUGUCACUCUUGCUCCAUGCUGCUGACAUCAGCCACCCAACAAAGCAGUGGUCGGUCCAUAGCCGCUGGACGAAGGCCCUCAUGGAGGAAUUCUUCCGCCAGGGUGACAAGGAGGCAGAGCUUGGCCUGCCCUUUUCUCCACUCUGUGACCGCACUUCCACUCUGGUGGCCCAGUCCCAGAUUGGUUUCAUUGACUUCAUUGUGGAGCCCACAUUCUCUGUGCUGACUGAUGUGGCAGAGAAGAGCGUCCAGCCCCUGGCGGAUGAGGACUCCAAGACCAAGAACCAGCCCAGCUUCCAGUGGCGCCAGCCUUCUCUAGAUGUGGAUGUGGGGGACCCCAACCCUGAUGUGGUCAGCUUCCGCUCUACCUGGACCAAGUACAUUCAGGAGAACAAACAGAAAUGGAAAGAACGGGCUGCGAGUGGCAUCACCAACCAGAUGUCUAUUGAUGAGCUGUCCCCCUGUGAAGAAGAGGCCCCACCCUCCCCUGCGGAAGAUGAACACAACCAGAAUGGGAAUCUGGACUAGCCCGGGGCCGGCCCAGGUCCUCCCUGAGUCUGAAGUAUCUGAUGUCAUUAGCACCAUCCAUUGGGACUGGCUCCCCCACCUGCUCCAUGAAGAGACAACCCACCCGAAGGCCAAAAGCCAGAGAACACGGGGUUGAGGGAAGGGCCCCUCCCCACUGACACCCAUUGGGGCGCACUUCAAUUUCCUGACAGCAAGACCAGGAAACUUCAGGCUCCCAAUGGUCACUGUGCCCACUUCCCUGUCUGUGGACACCCCUCCUGGCCUGAUGGCUGCCUGGGAGAGGGGAGCUUUCUGAGGCUUCCCAGGGUUAAGGGGGAGGGUCAGAGAUGCCAGCCCCCUGUGUCCUCCCCUAUCCUUUUUGCCUCCAAGUUUCUAAGCAAUACAUUUUGGGGGUUCCCUCAGCCCCCCACCCCAGAUCUUAGCUGGCAGGUCUGGGUUCCCUUUUUCCUCCCCUGGGAAGGGCUGGAAAUGGGUAGAAAGCUGGGGUUUUUAAAGCCCUACAUGUAGAGAGGGGAGGGGGUUCCCUCAGGGCAUGGUUCCUUUCUAGAAUAGGGUGGGGGUGAGUAUCCCCAUUACCUGAUUUGCACUGCUUCGGCCCCACCUCCAGCCUGACUCCCUGCCAUCUUUUCUCUCUCCCAUGCUGAAAUGGUGACUGGGGGAAGAGAGGAGCCAUUGGGAUCAGGUCCAAGGGGGGCCUUUCCUGGGGUCCUAGAGAACUUGGGGCUGGUCUGUGCUCCUGGGGCUUGUCACCUGCCCUAGCUGUCUCAGCCUGUUGCCUCUUUCUUCUCCCCUGGAGCUAGGCGAGGCUCCCAUUCGACCAAUGUCUGUAAGUGCUUUGAGGUCUCCCCAGCAAAAACCUUCAGGAUGCAUUUUAUGAGCACAGGCGGGAAAGUCCAGCCAGGUCUGGGUCUCUGGUAUAUGGGGAGGGUAAGGUACAAUUUCUAUCCUGUUUUGCUAAAAGAGAGGGUUCUUUCCUGUCCCUUCCCCCUCCCAGAACUGGCUCAGCUGCAGGUACAAGAGACUCCCUGGGACAGUGGCUGGUAGAAGGCAGGCAGGGGAGGGGUGCAGGGCUCUGCGAUUGGGACUUCUGGAGAAAGCCUAGCCAAGCUUGGUGCCCCUUCCUCUCAGGCUCCUCCUUGCUCCUACCUUGCCCUUGAAAGGCCAGAGUCCAGGUAACUGCCCCUUCCUCUCUUGUAAAUACCAACCAUGCAUCUGUACAGUGAGCCCUGUUCUUGUGAAGUUCAUACCCAUAGCCCCCUGAACUUGUCCUGCCCACCCCACCCCAGUGGGGCAGAGACGCAUGUGACUCCUGCCCUUGGUCUCCCAGGCCCCUGCUAUAGCCAGAGAUCAAUAAAGAAGGGAGAUUGGG
Molecule: messenger RNA, 3185 nt
Organism: Cavia porcellus (domestic guinea pig)
Lineage: Eukaryota; Metazoa; Chordata; Mammalia; Rodentia; Caviidae
Gene: Pde1b
Product: phosphodiesterase 1B
Exons: 16
Coding region: 209-1816 (535 amino acids)
Biological process (GO): signal transduction
Cellular component (GO): neuronal cell body
Molecular function (GO): calmodulin-activated 3',5'-cyclic-GMP phosphodiesterase activity
Source: RefSeq, a predicted model, not a curated record